Molecule: messenger RNA, 1800 nt
Organism: Diutina rugosa
Lineage: Eukaryota; Fungi; Ascomycota; Pichiomycetes; Serinales; Debaryomycetaceae
Product: MFS transporter
Exons: 1
Coding region: 1-1800 (599 amino acids)
Biological process (GO): transmembrane transport
Molecular function (GO): transmembrane transporter activity
Source: RefSeq, a predicted model, not a curated record
AUGGCCCUGGCGACCCCUCACGAGGGCGCUGCUACCCGCAAGUACUCCCACGACGACCUGGCGCUGCUUAGCGACUCGAUUGCGCCCUACGACCCCGAACGGGGCAGAGUGCCCACCAACCCCAACUUGGGCCAGGAGCUCUCGAGAACGAUGUCCCAGCGCGUCCAGAACGUCGAGCUGAUCUACGCCGAGCUGCAGAAGCUGACCACCCCGUUGCCCACCAUGGGCGGGGGCAGACCCUACCCGCCAUUGUUGCCCGACAGAGGCCCUUACGAAGUGCAAUUCGACGGGCCCGACGACCCCAUUCACCCGUUCAACUGGGCGUUCCGCCGCAAGAUCAUCAUCUGUGGCGCGCUCGCGUUGUCGGCGUUUUCGGUGUCGAUGGGGUCGGCGAUGUUUUCGGCGUCGCUGAACCAGCUCAUGGAGCACUACCACAUCGGGUGGACCCCCGCCACGUUGGGGACGACGCUUUUCGUGUUUGGUUUCGCCUCGGGGCCCGUCAUCUGGGGUCCGCUUUCGGAAUUGUUUGGUCGCCGUAUCGUGCUUAUUAUCUCGUGUUUCGGGUACGUGUGUUUCAACUUUGCCACCGCCGUGUCUAAGGAUAUCCAGUCGAUCAUGAUCUGUCGGUUUUUCGCCGGUUUCAUCGGGGCGGCGCCGCUCGUGGUUGCCCCCGCUGCUUUCACCGAUAUGUACACCUCCAAGUACCGUGGUCUCGCCAUCACCGUGUUCGUGGUGACGAUUUUCGCCGGUCCGAUGAUGGCGCCCAUUUUGGGGGCGUUCACCGUCAAGAACCACGCCCUCGGGUGGCGCUGGACCUGUUACUUCACCGGUAUCGUGGGUGCGUUCUCGCUCAUCCUCGUGGUGGUGCUUUUCCCCGAAACUUAUGCCCCCAUCAUCCUUAAGGAAAAGGCCGAGACUCUCCGUCGUCGCACUAAGAACUGGGGGAUCUACGCUCCUCACGAUGAGUUCACCCUUACCUUGAAGGAGAUUUGUGAAAAGAACAUUACUCGUCCGUUGGUGAUGUUGUUCACCGAACCGAUCUUGUUCAUGGUCACCCUUUACAACGCCUUCGUCUACGGGAUCUUGUACAUGUUCCUUACCGCCAUCCCCCUUAUCUUCCAAGGUUUAUACCACUGGCGUUCCGGGGUGGCGCAAUUGCCCUAUAUUGCCAUGUUGCUCGGUGCCUUCAUCGGGGGUGCCAUCGGCUGUGCCUUUGAGUACCACUACGGUCUCGAAGAAGAGCGCGAAGGCUACCUCAAGCCGGAAAAGAAGUUGAUUCCUUUGAUCAUCGGGGGGUUUGUCUUCACGGCUGGUAUCUUCUGGUUGGGCUGGGGUGGUGCCUUUGGUAACAAGGUGCACUGGAUUGUCCCCACCAUCGGUGCCGUCCCCGUGGGUAUGGGGCUUAUUCUCAUUUUCUUGCCCUGUUUCAACUACAUCAUCGACUGUUACCUUAUCUACGCCGCCUCGGCCAUCGCCGGGAAUACCUUCUUGCGGUCGGCGUUCGGUGCUGCGUUCCCGUUGUUCACCAAGCAAAUGUUCACCAACAUGAAGGUGAAGUGGGCGCUGACGUUGAUCGGGGGUCUCGCCGCCAUCAUGAUCCCCGUCCCCGUAUUCUUCUACAUUUACGGGGACCGGUUCAGAUUGCGCUCGAAGUACUCGGUCGACAUGCGUGAGCUCAAGAAGGAAAUGAGCGGCAGCGCCGACCAAGAUGAAGCCGACCUUGCGGAAGCCGAAGUCCGCAACUACCCCAUCAAGGAGGAACUCCAGGAAGCGGAAGCCGAGAACCGCCCGCUCACAUAG